Molecule: messenger RNA, 380 nt
Organism: Diuraphis noxia (Russian wheat aphid)
Lineage: Eukaryota; Metazoa; Arthropoda; Insecta; Hemiptera; Aphididae
Cellular component (GO): nucleus
Molecular function (GO): mRNA binding
Source: RefSeq, a predicted model, not a curated record
CUAUAUUAGCAGAGUCUCUUCAAUUAUCAAUACCAGUGCAUCAAAACAGAAUAAUUUCAUCAAACCGAGAUCCAACAACGUUCAAUAAUGUUUCCACACUACAACGUAUAGUCCCUUACCAAGCGGUAUUCAAUCAAUUUUCAGCUGCGAUGCCAAAUACUCCUCGACCCAAUAUAACUUUUGGACCCGAAGGCAGUAAUUUGUUUAUAUACCAUUUACCACAAGAAUUUAGUGACAACGAACUCACUCAUAUGUUUAUGCCAUUUGGUCAGGUGCUGAGCUCAAAAGUGUACAUAGAUAGAGAAACAAACCAAAGCAAAUGUUUCGAAAUGUUAGAUAAGCGACUUAACAAAUACUUUAAGCGUAAGCAAUAUGGAUGA